Molecule: messenger RNA, 867 nt
Organism: Phoenix dactylifera (date palm)
Lineage: Eukaryota; Viridiplantae; Streptophyta; Magnoliopsida; Arecales; Arecaceae
Product: ubiquitin-conjugating enzyme E2 28-like
Source: RefSeq, a predicted model, not a curated record
UGUCCGUUCUUCGCCGUUAUAUUCUUAGCGCUUUUUUUAAUUAUUGUCUGUUCUUCGCCGUUAUAUUCUUAGCGCUCUCUCUGUCACAGAGAGAGAGUCCAGAGAGAGAGAGCUCUUCGUCCGAUCCGCCUUCAUCUCGAUCGAAAUCUUCCCAUUUGAGGCAUUAUGGCUAGCAAACGAAUUCAAAAGGAACUUCUAGAUUUGCAAAAAGAUCCUCCAACAUCAUGCAGUGCUGGACCUGUUGGGGAGGAUCUAUUCCAUUGGCAGGCAACGAUUAUGGGUCCUGCUGACAGCCCUUUUUCAGGAGGGGUCUUCUUUGUUAAAAUUAAUUUCCCUCCUGACUAUCCAUUCAAGCCUCCCAAGGUCAACUUCCAGACCAAGGUUUAUCACCCAAACAUCAACUCCAAUGGCAGCAUCUGCCUUGACAUCCUCAAGGAGCAGUGGAGCCCUGCCCUGACCAUCUCAAAGGUCCUCUUGUCAAUCUGCUCUCUCCUCACUGACCCCAACCCCGACGACCCUCUUGUCCCUGAGAUUGCCCACAUCUACAAGACUCAGAGGUCCCGCUACGAGGAGACUGCCAGAGCAUGGACCCAGAAGUAUGCCAUGGGCUGACAUCCUCCAAUCUGAAAAGAAAAUUUCGAUGUAAAAAAGCAUCACGAUGUGAGAACUUGUACAAACUAAUUUAGUAUCUUGUGAUGUCUGAGAUGGCUUUGCCGGAUGAAAAGAAGUUGGCAUUGCAUGUGUGCUUCUGUAUACUGCUGUGGAAUUGGAUUACUGUGACAUAUAUGAAUUUUGUAUUGGGUUCUGUUCCAUACUUUAAUUACUCCUGACAUGUGGUGCAGGUAUUUCUUUGCUUCAAAAACUUUA